AUGGUCAAAGUUCUCGCAGUACUAUAUAAAGGUGGUCAAGCCGCAAAAGAAGAAUCUCGUCUUCUCGGUACGAUCGAAAACAGUCUUGGUAUCUCUGAAUGGCUCAAGAAAGAAGGUCAUGAAUUCAUCGUAACGGAUGACAAAGAAGGACCAGACUCCCAAUUUCAAAAACACAUAGCCGAUGCUGAGAUUCUGGUUACUACGCCUUUCCAUCCUGGAUACCUCACCGCGGACCUCAUUGGAAAAGCAAAGAACCUCAAGUUAUGCGUUACAGCAGGUGUAGGAUCAGAUCAUAUCGAUUUGGAUGCUGCCAACAAGAAGAAUAUCACCGUUGCCGAGGUAUCUGGAUCGAACGUGGUUUCAGUUGCAGAACACGUUGUGAUGUCGAUCCUGCUUUUGGUCCGAAACUUUGUCCCAGCGCAUGAACAGAUCUUGGCAGACGAUUGGAACGUUGCUCAAAUCGCUCGUAACGCAUUCGAUCUCGAGGGUAAAACGGUCGGUACAGUAGGUUGCGGUAGGAUCGGAUAUAGAGUUCUGGAGAGAUUGAGAGGUUUUAAUUGUAAAGAACUGUUAUGGUUUGAUUAUACUGAUUUACCCGAAGAUAAGAAAACACCCGAUUUCAAGAGGGUGGAUAAGUUGGAAGAUAUGUUAGCGAAAUGUGAUGUCGUUACUAUUAACUGCCCUCUCCAUGAAAAGACCAAAGGUCUAUUCAACGAUGAGAUCAUCUCCAAGAUGAAAAAGGGAGCUUGGUUGGUGAAUACCGCUAGGGGAGCUAUAUGCGAUAGAAACGCAGUGAAGAAAGCUUUGGAGAGCGGCCAAUUGAAUGGAUAUGCUGGUGACGUCCAACCUGCUCCUAAGGAUCAUCCUUGGAGACAUGCAUUCAACACUCUCGGAGGAGGUAAUGGUAUGGUCCCACACUAUUCCGGAACCACCCUCGAUGCCCAAGCUAGAUAUGCCAACGGCGCAAAGGAUAUCAUUCAAAGAUACCUCGCGGGCAAAGAACAAGAUCCAGCCAAUUUGAUUGUUAUCGAUGGUGAUUACGCUUCCAAAGCUUAUGGUCAAAGGGAGAAGAAGCCCACUGGCCAAAAGCCCGCUGGUCCUUAA
This is a messenger RNA of Kwoniella botswanensis, 1104 nucleotides long. RefSeq lists its product as uncharacterized. The record is from RefSeq and is a predicted model, not a curated record. The coding region runs from base 1 to 1104 and encodes 367 amino acids. The transcript has 13 exons. Lineage: Eukaryota; Fungi; Basidiomycota; Tremellomycetes; Tremellales; Cryptococcaceae. Gene Ontology annotation, molecular function: formate dehydrogenase (NAD+) activity; NAD binding; oxidoreductase activity, acting on the CH-OH group of donors, NAD or NADP as acceptor. Gene Ontology annotation, cellular component: cytosol.